This is a messenger RNA of Eucalyptus grandis, 1428 nucleotides long. Its product is annotated as glycerophosphodiester phosphodiesterase GDPD4. Lineage: Eukaryota; Viridiplantae; Streptophyta; Magnoliopsida; Myrtales; Myrtaceae. The coding region runs from base 194 to 1171 and encodes 325 amino acids. Gene Ontology annotation, biological process: lipid metabolic process. The record is from RefSeq and is a predicted model, not a curated record. Gene Ontology annotation, molecular function: phosphoric diester hydrolase activity. The transcript is spliced from 9 exons.
AUAAUACAGGUCAAUAGUCAAGAGCACUCGCUCCGUCUCCUUCCUCUCCUCAACCCCCUGCAGACGCAAAAAGCUUCAUUCCGAAUCAACAAACCAGCAGGGAAGCGACGCGAGCUUCCUGGCGUACACCAUACCCGCGAAGAAAAGAGGGGGGGAAAAGAAGUUCUUCUUCGUCUCCCGGAGAUCUCUGCACAUGGCGAUCCUGGGGAGGAGGCGAGAGCGAGAGCUUGGCGGUGGAUCGUAUGGAUUUCCGAUGAGGCUGACGAGACAUUCGUGGCGAAGGCAGUUCCGCAUCCUCAUCAUUUGCCUCGCCCUCAUCGCCCUCCUCCCCCCCAUCUUCUUCCACUUCCGGCUCAGGUCCUUCCGUCAGGCACAAUUAAAGAAGUGCAGUUGGCUGAACAGUCCACCUCUUGUGUGUGCUCAUGGUGGUGACUUGUAUAAGGCCUUCGCCAACACAAUGGCUGCAUAUCAAGAUGCUCUUCGUUCCCAGGUAGACUGCAUUGAGAUUGAUGUUUCUCGGUCAUCAGAUGGUGUGUUGCUUGCUCUGCAUGACAGGGAUCUGCAGCGGAUAUCUGGUGAUGGCACUUCCAGAGUUGGUCACUUGAGCCUUAAGGAGAUAAAAGAACUUGAGAGUACCCAUCAGUCUUCAUUGAAGUUUGCUGAUAGCAAAGUACUAACUGUUACGGAAGCUUUGAAGUCAGUUUCAAGAUCAGUUCGGCAGGUGAUUCUCGACGCCAAAGUUGGCCCUCCAUCAUAUGAGAGUGGACUAGCGAAGGAUAUCCUUUCUGCUGUUGAGAUGACGGAAUGCAACAAUUGCCUCAUGUGGGCUAAAAAUGAUGAUCUAGUCAGAGAAGUAAUGAAACUGUCAUCAAAUUUGACGGUAGGCUACAUUGUCAUGAAAGAUCCAUCCACUGGACGAAGAAGUAAUCUCUUGAGGGUGAAAGGAGCUGGAGUAGUUGGCGUUUUCCAUCCUUUGAUUGAUGAUAGGCUUAUGAGAGCUCUUCACAGGGGAAAGAAGAAGGUAUACGCAUGGACUGUUGAUGAUUUGGAUUCCAUGCAGAAGAUGUUGUAUGAACAUGUCGAUGGUAUUGUUACUAGUAAACCCACUGUACUUCAACAUUUGAUGCAAGAUAUCAGAACACAAUGUCUUGAAGAAGGUUAUUCUUUCUAAAUGUUUGUAGUAAGCUUGAAGCUGCAUGACAUUUACAAAGCAUAGCUGGUACAAUACGCAAUAUAUAUUACAAAUUAAACCCUUUUGGACACUUUGAAGGGGGGAAGUUGGUACGAUUGGAUGUAAAAAGGGGCUUUGCACUUUCGAUUUUGUAUAGUCAACUUCCACAGGCAGAGAAAUGUGUUCUUUUUGAAGAUUGUUGAUGAUCUUUUUUCUUUAUUCGUUUGCUUUAUACAAUGGUCGUCUCUUGCGAACAA